AGGUAGACGAUUGGAUGAAAGGCUUUUUAAAAUUGCAGAAACUCAUGACAAAUUUGGAGUUCCUUAUACUAGAAAAGAUAAUAGUGAAAUUAAAAGAAAAGCAAUAGCCAUGACACGAAAAGGUAUCCGAAAAAAUAAAAAAGAAUCACUUAAUAAAGAAACAAUUGCAUCUACUGGUAAUAUUUCAAAAGUCAAAAGAAAUAGAAUUAAUGAAAAAGAAAAUAAUUUAUCUGAAGAAAGCAAUCACAAUAUUUUGCAAUUAGAAAUUGAGGAACGUAAAAUGCAAUUAACUGAAAGACAAACAGCAAAUCGUAAAGCUUUAGUGGAAAUUGAAAAAUUGGAAUUAGAAAAUCUUAGACUGCGUAAAGAAAUAAAUAAUUAA
This is a messenger RNA of Funneliformis mosseae, 382 nucleotides long. Lineage: Eukaryota; Fungi; Glomeromycota; Glomeromycetes; Glomerales; Glomeraceae. The record is from the annotation of a GenBank genome assembly.